Messenger RNA from Urocitellus parryii (Arctic ground squirrel), 1155 nucleotides. RefSeq names its product solute carrier family 25 member 44 (gene Slc25a44). Gene Ontology annotation, molecular function: branched-chain amino acid transmembrane transporter activity. NCBI's taxonomy places the organism in Eukaryota, Metazoa, Chordata, Mammalia, Rodentia, Sciuridae. Gene Ontology annotation, biological process: branched-chain amino acid transport; branched-chain amino acid catabolic process; transmembrane transport. Gene Ontology annotation, cellular component: mitochondrion. The record is from RefSeq and is a predicted model, not a curated record.
UCCUAGUCGAGAUGGAGGAAGAUGCGACCAGAGGCCGGCAGCCGCUGGGAACGGAGGGUCAAGCGGGGCCUGCGGCCUAGAGGUCCGGGGUUGGAGUUCGCCUCAGACUCGGUGGAGCCGCCGGGGUCUGAGAAGGUCUCCAGGCACAAUGGAGGACAAACGAAACAUCCAGAUCAUUGAGUGGGAACAUCUGGACAAGAAGAAGUUCUACGUGUUUGGUGURGCAAUGACAAUGAUGAUCCGGGUCAGCGUCUACCCAUUUACCCUCAUCCGCACCCGCCUGCAGGUUCAGAAGGGCAAGAGCCUCUACCAUGGGACCUUUGAUGCCUUCAUUAAGAUCCUGCGAGCAGAUGGUGUGUCUGGCCUCUACCGGGGGUUCCUGGUCAACACCUUUACCCUCAUCUCUGGCCAGUGCUAUGUCACCACUUAUGAGMUCACCCGGAAAUUUGUAGCUGACUACAGCCAGAGCAACACAGUGAAAUCAUUAGUGGCUGGUGGCUCGGCCUCCCUUGUGGCCCAGAGCAUCACAGUGCCCAUUGACGUGGUCUCCCAGCACCUGAUGAUGCAGCGCAAGGGGGAGAGAAUGGGCCGCUUCCAGGUGCGUGGGAACCCAGAGGGACACGGGAUAAUUGCCUUUGGCCAAACGAAAGACAUCAUCAGGCAGAUCCUGCGAGCUGAUGGGCUUCGAGGCUUCUACCGAGGCUACGUGGCUUCACUGCUUACCUAUAUCCCAAACAGUGCUGUCUGGUGGCCCUUUUAUCACUUCUAUGCAGAGCAGCUCUCGCACCUGUGUCCUAAGGAGUGCCCUCACAUUGUCUUUCAAGCCAUCUCGGGGCCCCYGGCUGCAGCCACUGCCUCUAUCCUCACCAAUCCCAUGGAUGUCAUCCGAACUCGUGUGCAGGUUGAAGGCAAGAGCUCCAUCAUCCUAACCUUCAGACAGCUGAUGGCAGAAGAGGGACCUUGGGGCCUCAUGAAGGGCCUCUCGGCCAGAAUCAUCUCAGCUACUCCUUCCACCAUCGUCAUUGUGGUGGGCUAUGAGAGCCUCAAGAAACUCAGCCUGCGACCGGAGCUGGUGGACUCAAGACACUGGUAGCCAGUGGUGGGUAGAGAAGCUGGCUGUUUCCCACUACUCUGGGCUGGGGGCAGAGCAGGGAA